Messenger RNA from Aureobasidium musti, 948 nucleotides. Lineage: Eukaryota; Fungi; Ascomycota; Dothideomycetes; Dothideales; Saccotheciaceae. The record is from the annotation of a GenBank genome assembly.
AUGGACAAGUCAGACCGUAACGAUGGCCACACGUCUUCGAAACGCUUCGGCAGCACAUCCUCCCACGGUCGCAACAACCCUUUCAACGCUGUCACGCCUUUGAGCACUAGCGGUAUUUCCUCUCCCACUACUGGAGCUUCUGGCGCUUUUGGUCUGGGCUCAGGCGCCUUUGCUUCAUUUGGUUCUGCAACAAAGACUCCCAAAACACCGGGCACCGCAUUUGACUUUGCCAAAGCUGUCACUGGCACGCCCUCGACCGCCAACUCGGCUGAGAAGAAGGACGGCGACGAGAAGAAAAGCUUUGCCAGAAAGGUCGCGCCUGUCACAACACCUCGUUCCACCACCUCGCAAUCAACAGAGCCGGCAGCACGAGGCAAUGACAGCCCGUGGCCGCUCAAGUACACAUGGGUCAUCUGGUACAGACCCNCCACGUCCAAGAACUCGGACUAUGAAAAAUCUACUAGACCUAUGUGCAAAAUCUCAACAGCACAGCAGUUCUGGCAGGUUUACUCACACCUUAAACAUCCCUCUGGACUUCCUACUGUGUCAGACUACCACUUCUUCCGUGACGGCAUCAGACCUGUAUGGGAGGAUGAGGAGAACAAGAAGGGAGGAAAGUGGAUUCUAAGAUUGAAGAAGGGAGUGGCAGACCGCUACUGGGAGGAUCUUCUCUUGGCCAUGAUCGGAGAUCAGUUCGCCGAGGCUGGCGAGGAGGUUUGUGGUGCCGUUGUCAGCGUGCGUAGUGGCGAGGAUGUCUUCAGCAUCUGGACCAAGAACGACGGUGGCAGGAACGUCAAGAUUCGCCAUGAUGACAGCAUCACUCAACGCAGCGCCAUUGACCAGGCACGUCAAGAAAAGACAGGCCACCAUGGUGAGAGACGCCGCAACCAAAACCAGAGCUCGACGGGCAAUGGCACGGGCGAGCAGGAAAAGGUAGCGGCAUCAUGA